AGCGAUGCGCACUGCUGGGAGUUUGGGAGAGCCAGCAGACGCUGUAGGAGUGGAGGCCAGCUCUGGCUGCCCGGCAUGGACAACUACACAGUCCUGAGAGUGAUUGGCCAGGGCUCCUUCGGCAGGGCUCUUUUGGUUCUGCAGGAAAGCAGCAAUCAGACAUUCGCCAUGAAGGAAAUAAGACUGCCCAAGUCUUUCUCUGAUACACAGAAUUCUAGGAAAGAGGCUGUUCUGCUCGCCAAAAUGAAGCACCCCAAUAUUGUUGCCUUUAAGGAGUCAUUUGAAGCCGAAGGGUGUCUGUAUAUUGUCAUGGAGUAUUGUGACGGAGGAGAUCUAAUGCAGAGGAUUAAACAGCAAAAAGGAAAGUUAUUCCCUGAAGAUACGAUACUUAAUUGGUUUAUACAAAUCUGUCUUGGAGUAAAUCACAUUCACAAGAAACGUGUUUUACACAGAGAUAUCAAGUCCAAAAAUGUCUUCCUCACCCACAAUGGAAAAGUGAAAUUGGGAGAUUUUGGCUCUGCCCGUCUUCUCUCCAGUCCCAUGGCCUUUGCGUGCACGUACGUGGGAACACCUUAUUAUGUGCCUCCAGAAAUCUGGGAGAACCUGCCUUAUAACAAUAAAAGCGACAUCUGGUCCUUGGGAUGCAUCCUGUAUGAACUCUGCGCUCUGAAGCAUCCAUUCCAGGCAAACAGUUGGAAAAAUCUUAUCCUGAAAAUAUGUCAGGGGCCCAUCCACCCGCUGCCCGCUCUGUAUUCCUGCAAGCUUCAGUGUCUUGUCAAGCAGAUGUUGAAAAGGAACCCUUCACACCGUCCCUCCGCCACCACCCUGCUCUGCAGAGGGAGCUUAGCUCCUCUGGUGCUCAAGUGCUUGCCCCCUCAGGUCAUCAGAGAAUAUGGAGAACAGAUAUUAGAUGAAAUCAAAAUAUCCGAGCCUAAGAACAUGAAAAAACAGGACCCCAGCAGAGUGAGGAAAGCUCUGGGAGAUGAAGCAAAUGCCGUGCAAGAGGAAGAACAUGGUAGAACGUGCAGCCAUACUGAAUUGGAAAGCACUCAUACAAACCCAGUUGGAAGUGCAUUGGGAAGAGUAGCCAGGGGAAAUCCAGGUAACCCCCCAGAGCACCACAGGAAUAUCAGUCCAGCAAGUCCUCGCAGGCAGCGGUGGGAGAGACACGGUCCCAGUUCUGCUGUAGCGGCUUUGGAAAAAGCAUCCAUCCUAAGCUCCAGUUUCACGGCAGAGGAUGACAGAGGUGGCUCUGUAAUAAAGUACAGUGAAGAAAAUGCCCGUAAGCAGUGGGUCAGAGAGCCCCCUGAGGCCUUGUUGUCAAUGCUGAAGGAUGCUGAUCUCAGCCAGGCGUUUCAAACAUACACAAUAUAUAGACCAGGUGCAGAAGGAUUCCUGAAAGGUCCCCUUUCUGAAGACACAGCAUCGGACAGCGUUGAUGGUGAUCUCGAUUCUGUCAAUUUAGACCCAGAGAGAUUUGAACCUCGGCUGGAUGAAGAAGACACGGACUUUGAGGAAGAUAACGAAAAUCCCGAUUGGGUGUCAGAACUGCAGAAUCGAGUAGGAUGGGGGAUGGACAACUCCUCGGAGAACAUGCCUGAGCCAUGUCGGGAGACUCUGACGAGAAACUGAUGACUGGCAACAAAAAUGCGGACGGAGAAAAUGUGUCACAAAGCUUACAGAGCAAUCCAGAACCCUUGUGAGAUUUUAACACAAGGCAGGCCUAGCAGAUGCUGCGUGCCUUUCGUUCUGACAGAACUCAGUGCAAUGCUCACCUGCUGGCCACUACGUGUGUCAAUAGGAAGUGAAUUAAGUCCUUUGAUCCUGAAUUUUCUCAACUAUCCAUGAGAGUACCGAUGCCUACCUCACAGGAACACUGACCAAGACAGUCAUAGCCAUCCAGUGGCUGUCAUCCCUUGUAACACUCUCACAUUUCCUAAAGGUUUAAGGAUCCAAAUACAUUAAGCUAUGGCAUAACA
Molecule: messenger RNA, 1979 nt
Organism: Grammomys surdaster
Lineage: Eukaryota; Metazoa; Chordata; Mammalia; Rodentia; Muridae
Gene: Nek3
Product: NIMA related kinase 3
Exons: 16
Coding region: 76-1632 (518 amino acids)
Biological process (GO): protein phosphorylation
Molecular function (GO): ATP binding; protein kinase activity
Source: RefSeq, a predicted model, not a curated record